Paramecium sonneborni is the source of this 1700-nucleotide messenger RNA. Lineage: Eukaryota; Ciliophora; Oligohymenophorea; Peniculida; Parameciidae. The record is from the annotation of a GenBank genome assembly.
AUGGGUUCAUGUAAUAGUCAACCAAAAAGAAAAGUUAAUUCAAAUAGAGGAAGUCUUACAACUUUAAAUAAACCUUAAGAAGCUUCAACAAUAAAAUCUAAUAAAAGUUUUAAAAAACAAAGAACAAAUUUUAAAGUUGCUCCGAGUAUUUUUGUGUCCUUAAAAAGUGGAGAUAUUUGUGAAUAUUACGACAUAGAAUCUUCUUUAGGAGAAGGUAAGAAGAUUAUCGAGAUAAUAUAUAGGAACUUUUGGAAGAGUGAGUUUGGUUAAGUAGAAAUCAACAAAAAUACUUCGUGCAAUGAAAUAAAUUGCGAAAGAUAAAAUAUUAGUAAGUUAAAGAGAAAAGAUGAUUUAAGAGGUGAAUAUAUUGAAAGACCUUGACCAUCCAAACAUAGUGAAUAUUUAUGAGCUUUAUUAAGAUGAACGAUAUUAUUACUUGAUAACUGAGUAAAUAGAGAUCUUUAAUCAAGAUAUUUAAGCGGAGGGGAGUUAUUUGAUAAAAUCUAAUAAAAGAAAAAUUUAAACGAGAAAAUUGCUGCAAAUUAUAUGAAAUAAAUAUUAAAAGCUGUGAAUUAUUGUCAUUAGAGAAAUAUUGUGCAUAGGUAAAAUUAUAAAAUUAUUUAAUAGAGAUUUAAAACCAGAAAACAUAUUAUUCGAUUAGAGAGCAACAGAAUAGAAUAUUAAAAUUAUUGAUUUUGGAACAGCAAAGUAGAUUAUUUCUAAUACAUAAUUGAAAUAAAAGACUGGAACACCAUAUUUCAUAGCUCCAGAAGUUAUUGACUAAAAUUAUAACAGUAAAUGUGAUUUAUGGUCAUGUGGAGUUAUAUUGUAUAUAAUGAUGAGUGGAAAACCUCCAUUUAAUGGAACAAAUAUAGAUGAUUUAUAUAGGAAUAUUAAAAAUGGGUAUGUAGAUUUUACUGGUAUUUUUGUGAUAUAAAUGAUAAUUAGGUUGUGAAUGGGAGCUUGUUUCUUAAGAUGCAAAAUCUUUUAUUUAAAAGCUAUUGGUUGUUGAUCCUUCCAAAAGAAUUUCAGCAGAAUAAGCUUUAAAAGAUCCUUGGAUUGUAUGUUACAAAAAAGAAGAUAGAAUUAAUACAAAAAAUUUAGAAAAUCUUUCUUAAUUUCAUGUAAUUAGUGUUGUUGAUAUGAGUUUUAGAAUAAUAGUAAAUUGAGUUCAGCAAUUUUACAAUUGAUUUCUACAUAGAUUAUGACUUCAAAAGAGAAAAAUGAAUUAAUAUAAGGAUUUAGCGCUAUUGAUAAAAAUGGUGAUGGAUAAUUGAGUAAAGAGGAAUUAAUAUAAUGUAAAUAGAAAAUAAAUUAUUUAGGUUAUAUGAACUUAUAUUAAGAUGAAAUAAAAUGUAAUCAAAUAGUGAACAAAAUAUUCAAAUAUUCUGAUGCUGAUUUUUCAGGAACAAUAGAAUAUACAGGUAUAAAUAGAUAUAUAUUAAUCUAAAGAGUUUAUUGUAGCCUAUUCGGAAAUAUAGAAUUUAAUGGCUAAGGAGAAAUUAGAAAAAGCUUUUAAAUUAUUUGAUAAAGAUGGCAAUGGUACAAUAAGCAAAGCCGAACUUUAGGAAAUAUUUGGAGGAUUGGCUUUGAAAGAGAACUAAUGGGAUAAUGUUUUUUCAGAAUUAGACGCAAAUGGUGAUGGAAUGGUGACUUUCUAAGAAUUCACAUAAUUGUUGAUGAAAGACAAUAACAAAUGA